AUGUCAAAAAUGGCACCAAUAGAUGAUGAAGAAGAUCUUAGUAAUGAUAAUGAUAAUGAAUGGUUAAUAGAAAUGUCUUUAGCUAGUGCCAACUUAUGGGGAAAGCUUAUGUUACCAGUUGUCUACAAUGAAUAG
Messenger RNA from Entrophospora candida, 135 nucleotides. NCBI's taxonomy places the organism in Eukaryota, Fungi, Glomeromycota, Glomeromycetes, Entrophosporales, Entrophosporaceae. The record is from the annotation of a GenBank genome assembly.